Molecule: messenger RNA, 3088 nt
Organism: Episyrphus balteatus (marmalade hoverfly)
Lineage: Eukaryota; Metazoa; Arthropoda; Insecta; Diptera; Syrphidae
Gene: magu
Product: SPARC-related modular calcium-binding protein 2
Exons: 10
Coding region: 915-2885 (656 amino acids)
Biological process (GO): extracellular matrix organization
Cellular component (GO): basement membrane
Molecular function (GO): calcium ion binding; protein binding; heparin binding
Source: RefSeq, a predicted model, not a curated record
CAGAGUUCGUCCGUCUCUCAUGCGAGAUUGUUGUGCGAAGAAGAAGCAAAUACAUUUAAAUAUUGUGUACGUUACCAUUUAUCGCAAUUUGAAAUUCUCAACUUCUAUUUUGUUUCGUUUUUGAAUUUUUGAAUUUUACAUUUUAUCAUCUUUUGAUUUCUCUUUAUCGAAUUCAGUAAAAGAUAGAAAACAAAAAAGUUGAAAUGCAUUGAUGACGUAUAAAUUCAAAACCCGAAAAUUCAUCGCUAACCAAAAAAAAAAAAAAAAUCAAACAACCGGCUAUCUAUCUUUCGUCCAUCGUGUCGUCAUUGUUGCGGUCUCCGAUGGUGUUGCCCCACGGUAUUCUCAUUUGAGUAUCUUUAAGGACCGGCUACGGCUACAAAACAAAAUAAACGAAGAAGAAAAGCUCAAGCUUAAAACUCUAGACUAAACGCAACUAGAAAUUUAGUCUCACAUAAGCGGUCAACGUUAACGGUUGAUUAAAGAUCCGCAUUGACAUACCACACACCUUUCACCAAAGCUAAAGCAGAUAAAAUUCCUGACGAAAGAUUAAUUAUACUCCCGUCAAAACCAUAAAAAAAAGCAAAACAACAACCAUAAUCAUGUUUUAAUACAAAACCGAUAGCGUGAAUAAAAAUAAAAUAAAAGGUCAUCCGUCUAGUUAUUUGAUUUCAAUUUGUGACUCUUCUGUAUUUUUUUUUGUUUGUUUGGUUUUUGGGCAUCUUCGCUGCUCAAUAUUGCUAUCUAAUGCUUAAAGUAUAAAAUAUAAAAUAUAUUUAAAAUAAAGUGUGUGAUUAUUUAAAUUUAUUUUAAAUAUUCAAACGGUUAAAUAUUUUGAAUAAUUUAAAGUUCCUUAAGUGAUAAGUUGGGGAUAUAAAAAUAAAAUUAAAGUAACAAACAUAAAAUCUUUAAAUAUGAUUUUAAGAAGUUGUUUCUUUCUGCUGCUAUUGAUCAUAUCGGGACUUCAAGCGACACCUGCCAAGGAUAGACAAGAACCCACGAUAUCAGAAUGUGCAGCAAAGGGAGGCGAGUGUGAUGAAACGAAAGGUCGACCGGUGUGUGGCACCGAUGAUCAGACAUACCCAACUCGAUGUCACUUGAUUCGAGUACAAUGCAGUGGACAUCAAGUCAGCUUAAAAUAUCGAGGACCAUGCAAAGCUUGUAUUGAAGCACGUGAAUAUGCUCUCAAACACAAAGCCUUCGGCAAGAGUCCGCCAAAAUUUAUCCCACGAUGCAAAAGUGAUGGAACUUAUGCACCCGUUCAGUGUUUGGGUGAUAGUGGUUGUUGGUGUUCUGACAUCACAGGCAAGCCGAUUGAAAAUACUUCCGUGCGAAUAGGCAAGCCACGAUGUCGAGAAUUCAACAAAGCCAACAUUCGGCGUUCACCUUCACGCCAUCUUAAUGGUGGCGGUGGAGGUGGUAUUGGUUUAAUGGGUGGAGGUGGUGGCGGUGGACGUGGAGGAUUAGGACGUCGUCCAUGUUCUGCAGAAGAUCGAAGCCUCUUCAAUGUUAACCUACUUAAAGUGUAUCAAAAUGAAUAUUUGCGAUCGGGUGUGCACAAAGAUGCCUCCACUCCAUCCGACCGAACUGUUAUGGAUUGGAAGUUCACUAAUCUUGAUACAAAUGGAAAUAGUGUUUUGGACAAGAGUGAAUAUAGGGAACUUAAAAAGGCUGUCAAGAGGGCUGUCAAACCAAGACGUUGUAGCAGAGGUUUUGGGAAAUUCUGUGAUGUCGAUGAUGAUGAUAAACUUUCGCGUCUGGAAUGGAGCAAUUGCAUUAGCAAAGAUGGCAUUAAUCGUCAUCUCCACAACAGUGGUUUUGGAUAUCAAACGCCAUCUGUUAUCAAUACUCAACAAGCUCAAAAUAAAAAUAAUCCUACUGUCCAUCAAAUCCAAAAUCAAAAUCACAAAAUCCAUAAAUUUCCAUUGGAAGGCCCAACAAUCAGUGAGGAUGACAAUGAAAGUAGUCAACCAUUUGAUGACUAUCCCGAUUCCGGUGAAUACGAUAGCGAUGAUGACAAUGCAACUUAUAAUAACAUCAGUGAUACAGUAAAAGAUAUUUUACGAACGAGUCUUCAGGAUUCAGAACAAGCACUUCGUGACUCAGAUGGAGAUUAUGAUUGCCAAGCUGAUCGCCGUGUUGCAUUAGAUGAACAAAAUGGUGGAACUGCUCUUUAUGUUCCAGAAUGUACGCCGGAUGGACGUUAUCAGCGAGUACAGUGCUAUCGUUCGACAGGCUAUUGUUGGUGUGUCCAUGAAGAUACGGGCAAGAAUAUUCCAGGAACUUCGUUGAAAGAUAAGAGACCACAAUGUGACUCGAUAUAUCCAACUUCAAGGCCAAUGAAAGGAUGUCCGGAACCAAGGAAAACUGAAUUUUUGAAGGAUCUUAAAGACUUUUUGAAUGAACAAAUUGGUUCAAAUUCGAUCACAAGCUCAACAAAAUGGACUUCUGAAGAUGAACGAAUUGCUACUUUGAGUUUUGUCUUUCUGGAUAAGAAUAAAAACAAGUCAUGGGAACGAAAGGAAUGGAAGACUUUCCGAGAACUUGUUACAGCUAACAAGACACUUGGAAAAUGUGGUAAGAAAAUGCCACGAUACUGUGAUGUGAAUAGCGAUAAGAAAAUAACACUUUCCGAAUGGCUCAAUUGUCUAAAUGCACAAAGAUUGGAUGACGAUGGGCAGAUAAUUACAACUGAAAAGGAUGAUGUUUCUCAGGAGCAAACAGCAAAUACCAUGGAAAUAAAGUUGGAUAAUGAUAUAUCAUUCCAAAGCAUGUCACAAUAUCCGAAGAUAAAUGCAAAAUCUUUCAAGUACAAUACAGGUUUUAUAUCGUCCGCAUCCAUUGAAAAACUGAGAGACUCGCCCCCAUACAUGCCGUACUUCUAAAACGCCUCCUAGAAAGAAGCUGUUGGAUUCAAAUUCUAAUAAAAUUAAUCUUAUGCUUGAUAACUAAUUGAAAAAUGUUGUAUUGAGUUCCUGAAUGAUUUUUAAAAAACGUGUUUUUGCCUUUCAUUUAUAAAAAUAAAUAAUUGCUGUUUUAGAAAAUCUAAAACACUUUAAUCAGAAUUCGUCUUUUUUGUCUUUUUGUA